Messenger RNA from Sceloporus undulatus (fence lizard), 2070 nucleotides. RefSeq names its product vomeronasal type-2 receptor 26-like. The record is from RefSeq and is a predicted model, not a curated record. Gene Ontology annotation, biological process: G protein-coupled receptor signaling pathway. The coding region runs from base 1 to 2070 and encodes 689 amino acids. Lineage: Eukaryota; Metazoa; Chordata; Lepidosauria; Squamata; Phrynosomatidae. Gene Ontology annotation, molecular function: G protein-coupled receptor activity. The transcript is spliced from 4 exons. Gene Ontology annotation, cellular component: membrane.
AUGGUCCCAAAUGAAGCUCAUCAAUACAUAGGUAUCAUUCGAUUACUUAAGCAUUUUGGAUGGACAUGGGUCGGGUUCUUUACUGUUGAUGAUGACAGUGGAGAACACUUCUUGAAAGAACUAAAACCACUGCUUUCCAAAAAUGAAAUCUGUUCAGCUUUCAUAGCAAGAAUCCCACAACAGGUUCAGCUGAAUAACAUCUUUGAAAUUAAUGCUGGGGUCUUGAGUAUUUAUCUACCUUUCAUUGGCACCAAAGCCAAUGUAUUUGUUGUUUAUGGAGAAACAUUAUCCAUUAUGUGGCUGAGUUAUUUUAUGCUUCUAGGAAUUCCUGGUUACAACAAAACCACAUCUUUUGAAAGGGUUUGGAUUAUGACUGCCCAGAUUGAGUUUGCAUUAACAAGCCUUCAAAUGGGCUCAGAUCUGCAAGUCUUCCAAGGGGCCAUUGCCUUUACAAUUCAUUCCUAUGAUCUUCUUGAGUUUAAGAAAUUUCUUCAGAUUGUUAAACCCUGCUGGACAGAAAGAGAUGGGUUUCUUGAGGACUUCUGGGAGCAUACCUUUGGCUGUUCGUUUCAUUGUCCAAUGGUUCCAAUGGACUUCCAUGAGAUAUGCACAAGGGAGGAGAAAAUGGAGAGACUUCCUGAACUUAUUUUUGAAAUGCGCAUGACUGGCCACAGCUACAGUAUCUAUAAUGCUGUCUAUGCUGUAGCACAUGCAUUUCAUCUCAUGAACAAACAUAGAGUCAAAUUCAGAGCAAUGACAGGAGUCAGAACAGUUUUACUCCAGGAUCUCCAGCCAUGGCAGUUACAUAGAUUUCUUCAGGGCAUGUCAUUCAACAACUCUGUUGGAGAAACUGUGUCCUUUAAUAAAGGGAAGGAAAUAGAAGGUGGCUUUGACAUUAUGAAUGUGGUCACAUUUCCAAAUGCAUCCUUCUGGAGAGUAAAAGCUGGAAGAGUGGAUCUCAAGGCUCCUGAAGGGAAAGAACUAACCAUUAAUGAGAAUAUAAUCACAUGGCCAAGACAGUAUAACCAGGGCAUCCCUCUUUCAUUAUGCAAUGACCCCUGCCACCCUGGUUAUCAGAAGAAAAAGCGAGAAGGUGAUGCAUUUUGCUGCUAUGAUUGUACUCCAUGUCCAAAUGGAAAGAUUUCAAACCAGAAGGAUAUGGUUGACUGUGUCAAAUGCCCGGAAAAUCAAUAUCCAAGUAGGGAUCAUGGUCAAUGCAUUCCCAAGAAGACAAGUUUUCUGUCUUAUGAAGACCCUGUAGGCAUUAGUUUGGCCUCAAUUGCUCUUUCUUUUUCUAUAGUGACAGCUUCAGUAUUAGGAAUUUUUAUCAAGCACAGAGAGACACCCAUAGUCAAAGCCAACAACCGGGACAUCACCUACACACUUCUCAUCUCUCUCCUGCUUUGCUUCCUCUGUUCUUUCCUCUUCCUUGGAAAACCUAGGAAAGUAACCUGCUUUCUUCAGCAAUCUGCGUUUGGCAUAAUCUUUUCAGUGGCAGUUGCUUGUGUGUUGGCCAAAACAAUCACUGUGGUUGUUGCUUUCAUGGCCACAAAACCAGGGUCUGGUAUGAGGAAGUGGUUGGGGAAAAGACUGGCCAGUUCCAUCAUUCUCUGCUGUUCAUUAAUUCAAGCAAGCAUUUGCAUGGUGUGGUUGGGGACCUCUCCUCCCUUUCCAGAUUUGGACAUGCAGUCACAAAGCCAAGAGAUCACAGUAGAAUGCAAGGAAGGGUCUGCUAUCAUGUUUUAUCUGGUCCUGGGCUACAUGGGACUCCUCUCCAUCAUCAGCUUCACAGUGGCUUUUCUUGCCAGGAAGCUGCCAAAUGCCUUCAACGAAGCCAAAUUUAUCACCUUCAGCAUGCUGAUGUUCUGCAGUGUUUGGCUGACCUUUGUCCCAACCUAUUUGAGUGUAAAGGGAAAGUACAUGGUAGCUGUGGAGAUUUUCUCUAUCUUAGCCUCCGGUGCUGGGUUACUGGCUUGUAUCUUUACUCCCAAAUGUUAUAUUAUUCUUCUGAGACCGGAGCUGAACAACAAGGAACAACUAACUAGGAGGAAACGUGAAGAGCUCCGUUGA